Polistes dominula (European paper wasp) is the source of this 489-nucleotide messenger RNA. RefSeq lists its product as uncharacterized. NCBI's taxonomy places the organism in Eukaryota, Metazoa, Arthropoda, Insecta, Hymenoptera, Vespidae. The record is from RefSeq and is a predicted model, not a curated record.
AUAUUUGUAGAACGUUUACAAAACAUGAAAAUGUUUAUACAAUGUUAUAUGGCCCGGCGUUUACCAAGAGGAAAAGAAAGAAUUUGUUGUAAGCUGUACAACGACAAACAGAAAUCAGAAGAUAAAACUAGAAAAGUGUCACACAUAUCUGAAACUCGCUUGACUCUUUCGAAAGGCAAACAAGCAAAGAAAAGGAAAGAACUUAUUGAACGUAAGGAAAUAUCAAAGAUAUCAAAAUACUCUAAAACAAGGAAGACAAAAAGACAAGAAAUGAAAAUAUCCAGUAGAGAGAGAUUAACGGAUAAAUUAAGCAAAGAGAAAGCAAAAUCGGAAUUAAAAGAACAACCUGUUGUACCAACAAUCGCUGUAAGAAAAUCAGAAGAAAAAGAAUCACCGGAAACAUUAGCAAAGGAUAAUAAAUGCAAAUGCCAAAUAGUCAAAAGUUAAUGAUUAAAUAUAAAUAUUUGAUAUUUAAGAAAGAAUGCAUGA